Paramecium pentaurelia is the source of this 1096-nucleotide messenger RNA. NCBI's taxonomy places the organism in Eukaryota, Ciliophora, Oligohymenophorea, Peniculida, Parameciidae. The record is from the annotation of a GenBank genome assembly.
AUGUCACAGAUCUCAAAAUAUUAAUUAUAAGGAAAGGUUGGAUCUGGAGUUUAUGGAGAUGUUUAUAAAGCUAUAAAUACAUAAACAGGAAAGAUUGUUGCAAUAAAGAAGAUUAAAAAGCAAGUUUUUUAUUAAAAUAAAUAUGAUAGUCAUAAGAUUAAGGGAUAUCUACUGUAGCUUUGAGAGAAACAUCAAUAUUGUAAACAGUGUAAAGUGAAAAUAUAGUAAAGUAAGAAUUAAAAUGAAAAAAGAUUGAUUGAAAUUGAAUAUGUUUAAGGAUGCAUAAGAUUAGUUAUGGAAUUCUAUGAUGUUGAUUUGGAUACAUAUCUGAAAUAAAAUAGAUUAGAGUUAAAUAAGAUUUAAGUAAUCUUGUGAAAGUAUUGUAAAUAGGAAAUUUUAUAUGGCAUUCUAAAAGGGAUGAAUGAAUGUCAUAAAAAGAAAUGUAUGCAUAGAGACUUGAAGCCUUAAAACAUAUUAAUUAGUUAGGAUGGUAUAUAAGAAAAUUAAUUUCUCAGGUAAAGUUAAAAUAGGAGAUUUUGGGAUGGCUCGAUCUUUUCAAUAAGUACCAGGAUCUUAUACAUAUGAAGUGAUAACUCUUUGGUAUAGGCCACCAGAGUUAUUGCUUCAAACUUCUGGUUAUACAACAGCAAUAGAUGUUUGGUCUAUUGGAUGUAUAUUUGCUCAAAUGGUACUAAGAACACCUUUAUUUGCUGGAGACAGUGAGAUUUAAUAGAUGAAAUUGAUAUGUGAAAACAUAUAAUUGAAUUAGGAUAAUGCAUAAGUUUUAUCUGUAUUUCAAUUUAAAUAAUUUGUAGAAUUCUUUAUUUUAAAAUUAAUUGGAUUAGAAGUUAGAAUAGAAAUUUAAGAAUACAUGUAUUACUUAAGAUGGUUUGGAUUUAUUAAAGGUAAAUGUUUAAUAAUAUUGAUUUAAGAAAUUCUUAUAAUUGAAUCCAACUGAUAGAAUUUCUUGUCAUGAAGCUCUUAGACAUGUAAUCAUUAUAUCAUAUUGAAGCCAUUCUUUAAUAAUUUCUAAGAGCCAGAUAUUAUGAAUUAAAAUAUGGAUAUAUUAUCAGAAUAUUUUAGAGUUUAGUAAUGA